Cynocephalus volans (Philippine flying lemur) is the source of this 1026-nucleotide messenger RNA. Its product is annotated as glyceraldehyde-3-phosphate dehydrogenase-like. Gene Ontology annotation, molecular function: glyceraldehyde-3-phosphate dehydrogenase (NAD+) (phosphorylating) activity; NADP binding; NAD binding. Gene Ontology annotation, biological process: glycolytic process; glucose metabolic process. The transcript has a single exon. The coding region runs from base 7 to 1008 and encodes 333 amino acids. The record is from RefSeq and is a predicted model, not a curated record. Gene Ontology annotation, cellular component: cytosol. Lineage: Eukaryota; Metazoa; Chordata; Mammalia; Dermoptera; Cynocephalidae.
GACACAAUGGUGAAGGUCAGAGUAAACAGGUUUGGCUGUAUUGGGCACCUGGUUACCAGGGCUGCUUUUAAUUCUUGCAAAGUGGAUCUUGUUGCCAUCAAUGACCCCUUCAUUGACCUCAACUACAUGGUCUACGUGUUCCAGUAUGAUUCCACUCAUGGCAAGUUCCAUGGCACAGUCAAGGCAGAGAACAGGAAGCUUAUUGUCAAUGGGAAGGCCAUCACCAUCUUCCAGGAGCGAGAUCCCGUGAGCAUCAAAUGGGGUGAUGCUAGUGCUGAAUAUGUUGUGGAGUCCACUGGUAUCUUCACUACCUUGGAGAAGGCUGGGGCACACUUGAAGGGUGAAGCCAAAAGGUUCAUCAUCUCUGCCCCUUCUGCUGACGCCCCCAUGUUCGUGAUGGAUGUGAACCAUGAGACCUACAAAAAUACCCACACAAUUAUCAGCAAUGCCUCCUGCACCACCAACUGCUUAGCCCCCCUGGCCAAGGUUAUCCAUGACAACUUUGGCAUCGUGGAGGGACUCAUGACCACAGUCCACACCAUCACCGCCACCCAGAAGAUGGUGGAUGGCCCCUCUGGGAAACUGUGGUGUGAUGGCCGUGGGGCUCUCCAGAACGUCAUCCCUGCAUCUACUGGUGCUGCCAAGGCUGUGGGCAAGGUCAUGCCUCAGUUGAAUGGGAAGCUCACUGGCAUGGCCUUCCAUGUCCCUACUGCCAACGUGUCAGUCGUGGAUCUGUCCUGCCGUCUGGAGAAAGCUGCCAAAUAUGAAGACAUCAAGAAGGUGAUGGAGAAGGCAUCAGAGGGCCCCCUGAAGGGCAUUCUGCACUACACUGAGGACCAGGUUAUCUCCACUGACUUCAACAGUGAUAUGCACUCUUCCACCUUCAAUACUGGGGCUGGCAUUGCCCUCAGUGACCACUUUGUCAAACUCAUUUCCUGGUAUGACAAUAAAUAUGGCUACAGCAACAGAGUGGUGGACCUUAUGGUCCACAUGGCCUCAAAGGAGUAAGAGCCCCCAGGACCACCA